Molecule: messenger RNA, 1773 nt
Organism: Arachis stenosperma
Lineage: Eukaryota; Viridiplantae; Streptophyta; Magnoliopsida; Fabales; Fabaceae
Exons: 2
Coding region: 1-1773 (590 amino acids)
Biological process (GO): proteolysis
Molecular function (GO): aspartic-type endopeptidase activity
Source: RefSeq, a predicted model, not a curated record
AUGGAGGUUGUACUGGGUCCCGGCGACCAAGGCCGGGCUGCCGGAGCGGAGGGGGCAGCCUCCGUCGCCUCGCAAGGAGGGCGGCGAAGGUCCCCCCGUCAACACACGAGGACACGACCCUUCGGAGGAACGGGCGGCGAUAGCGCCGUAAUAAUGCAAGAGCUACGCCACAGAGUCCAGAACCUGGAGCGACAGCUUGCCAACCGGGAGCGGGACGGACGAUCUACCGAUCCGAGCUACACCCCGUCUCCCGGGAGCGAGGAGGAAGACUCUCGCCGAAGCCGCCCGCGGACGGAAGCGGAGAGCUCGCGGGAGGAAUCACCCAUAGUGAGGAGACGAAAUGACACGAUUAUCUACUCCCGCGGCAGACCAACCCAUCGAGCGACAAGAGGUCGCGAAGACGGAAGGACACGACAACCUGUGAUAAUGGGCGCCACCCCGUUCCACCGAUCUAUCCUCGAGGUCCGGCUGCCGAAACACUUCGACAAGCCAACGGACAUGAGGUACGACGGAACUCAAGACCCUCUAGAACACCUCACGGCCUUUGAGGCCAGGAUGAAUCUAGAGGGAGUAGGCGACGAAGUAAGAUGCCGCGCCUUCCCGGUGACCCUAGCAGGACCAGCGAGCAGAUGGUUUAACGGCCUCCCUCAAGGUUCCAUCUACAAUUUCUCAGACAUCAGCCGCGCAUUCCUGGCUCAAUUUACAACGCGAAUAGCAAAGGCCAAGCAUCCUAUCAACCUUCUCGGGCCGGUUUGGACAAUGCAUGAAAUCCAAACGGUGGCCAAAGAGUACAUAAACGACGAGGAGGUCAGCCGAGUAGUGGCUGCCAAUAAGCGGCAGUCCGGUUACGGCCAGGCUCGUCAGUCCGGUGGCGACAAGGAGAGAGCAAAAGAGAAGGCUAGGGAGGAGGCAUCAAACAAAGCACCUAGGCCGUUUCCUCGAGUCGGGAAGUUUACUAACUACACUCCGCUCACCCUCCCCAUCGUGGAAGUCUAUCAGCAAAUAGCUGAAAAGGGAAUUCUUCCGAAGCCCCGACCACUCAAGGACCGCACGGGUGGAAACAAGAACCUUUAUUGCGAUUACCAUAAGGGAUAUGGCCACCAAACACAGGACUGCUUCGACCUGAAGGAUGCAUUAGAACAAGCGAUAAGGGAAGGAAAGCUAGCAGCGUUUUCCCAUCUCAUCAGGGAGCCGAGAAGGCGUUAUCGUGAGCAAGACGAGGAAGGCAAGACACGCUCGGCCAAACGGCGACCGGAGCCCGAAGACAGAGACCACGGCCUCACGGUGAUAAACGUGGUAACGGCAAAAAACGCUGCACCAAAAUCCCGGUCGGCACACAAGAAAGACGCCAAGGUUCUGGCGAUCUCAUCUCCACCUGUGCAGAGUACCAAAAAACCUCCGUCCAUUUCUUUCGGCCCAGAAGAUCAAUGGUUCAGCGACGCCCCGGAAAACCCUCCCAUGGUCAUAACGGCCAGAGUGGGAACCGGCCUCGUCAAACGGAUCCUUGUCGACACUGGGGCUGAUUCAAACAUCAUGUUCCGCAAUGUGUUCGACGCACUGGGGCUGAAGGAUGCCGACCUGACGACCCACCAGCACGGGGUUAUCGGGUUAGGCGACCACUUCAUCAAACCAGACGGAGUCAUUUCCCUACCGAUCUCGGUAGGACAGAUGCAAGGCCGGAGAUCGGCGAUGGCCGAAUUCGUGAUCCUCCGAACUCCACAGCCUACAACAUCAUCUUGGGAAGAAAAACAAUCAAUGAUUUUGAAGCCAUAA